CACACCAACAGCAGAACCUUAACCAGUUACCCGGCCACUUAUCAAGCACAGAUGGCAAAGCUAGCGAUGCCGCUCACUGCGACAUUCCUGGCCUUCGGGCUGGCAGUGCUCCUCCUGUCCGCCGCCGGUCCGGCGGUCGCGCAGAAUUGCAACUGCCCGGCGGGCAUGUGCUGCAGCCAGUGGGGUUACUGCGGCACGGGCCCGGACUACUGCGGCGCCGGGUGCCAGUCGGGCCCGUGCACGGUGGCGAGCAGUGGUGCCGCAGCUGCGGAGGCGUCCGGCGGCAAGCCCGUGGGGAGCAACCGCACCCCAUAGGCGACGCGGGUGCACCUGCCUCAACUCCCAGGCCUGGAAUGUGAUGAUAGUCCGAGCUUAUAAUAGAAUAAAGCUAAGUAAGUGAAUUUUACUGGGAGCUAAGUAAAGCAACGCUGCCGUGUAAUGGAUAUGGCUAAUACGUACCGAGUGAGUACCUCGUAGAUGGCCAGAGCAGUGUUGUUGAGAAGGAAAUAAGCCACGGACAACAACGGUUGUUCGAUAUAUUUGAAUCAAAAAUGUUUUACCGAGUUAUCAUUUUGCAUCCAUCAUAAAUUGCACUUGGUAUUUGCUACCGCCUAGCCUACAAAAACG
Triticum dicoccoides is the source of this 627-nucleotide messenger RNA. Its product is annotated as chitinase 5-like. Bases 52 to 315 code for a protein of 87 amino acids. The transcript has a single exon. Lineage: Eukaryota; Viridiplantae; Streptophyta; Magnoliopsida; Poales; Poaceae. The record is from RefSeq and is a predicted model, not a curated record. Gene Ontology annotation, molecular function: chitin binding.